CUUCAGGAUUCAACAUGCUUCGCGCAGAAGGAGCCAAAACACCACCACCAUUAUUCUCUUUGUCAAUGGAAACAAUUGUCAACAAUGAAGACCUGCUAACCGAAAUCCUUGUCCUCCUUCCCCUGAAAUCCCUCCUCAAACUCAAGUGUGUAUCCAAGCACUGGCUUGCCCUCAUCACCAGCCAUGCCUUCUCUACUCGUCGCAGGUCAUACCUCAACUCUGCCGGUGACCUUGUGUUCCAGGCUAACCGUACACUCGAGUUUCAUCUUCUUCUGAAUCUUGAUUCCAAUAAUUAUGAUUCUGCCCCAGCCAAUGUUUUUGAGAAAAACAAACCGUUCAUGAAAACUAAGAUGAUUGAAUCUUGUAAUGGAUUGUUUCUGUGUUGUGAUGAUAGCAAUCCUCCAGAAAGACUUCGUCGCUAUUAUGGAAACUACAACCACACAUAUUCCUCAAGAUUUUGUGUUUGGAAUCCCACUAGCAAGAGAUAUGCUUUACUCCCUCCUCUGCUUUCAUUGCCUUGUUCAUUGCGAGGUAUUCUACGUCUGGAAGUCGUUUUCAAGUGUCUAGAGGGGGGCGAUUGUAUCUUCUUCGCAAAUAUGAAACAACUUCAUUUGCACAAUUUGAUGCCUACCAGCUGCUUCAAGGCUGCUCUGGACGAUGGUUUUUUAAGCACUGUGUUGAUAUUCCUAACUCUUUGAUCUUCAUCGAUGAAAAGUCGGAGAUUGUGCGCAUCAAAAAAAGAGAAAAGAGCUUCAAAGCGUCAUUUAUGUGGCGUUAUGCUAAUGCCCAUCCCUAUAUUGAGAGCCUUGCUUGCGUUUGAUGGUGGCUCGUGAAGCAUGGAUGAUAAAAUUUCAUGAAAAGUAUGUUGUUCCCAUUUUAUUUCGUGUUUGAUUUUAGCUGGAUCUUUCAUCUUUAUUGAAUUUCCUGAGAUGAGAUGAUGUCAACCUGAACUGUUUUUGCACUAGCUGAGAUUUAUUUAUUUGUUA
This is a messenger RNA of Populus euphratica (Euphrates poplar), 986 nucleotides long. RefSeq names its product F-box protein At5g07610-like. The coding region runs from base 15 to 698 and encodes 227 amino acids. The record is from RefSeq and is a predicted model, not a curated record. The transcript is spliced from 2 exons. NCBI's taxonomy places the organism in Eukaryota, Viridiplantae, Streptophyta, Magnoliopsida, Malpighiales, Salicaceae. Gene Ontology annotation, molecular function: protein binding.